Messenger RNA from Manis javanica (Malayan pangolin), 1944 nucleotides. NCBI's taxonomy places the organism in Eukaryota, Metazoa, Chordata, Mammalia, Pholidota, Manidae. The record is from RefSeq and is a predicted model, not a curated record.
AUGAUGGAUGCUGAGUAUGUCCUCUGCAAUUAAGGCCACCUUUGGCCAGCGAAGGUUUUGUCCAGAUCUGGGAUCUCACCAAAAAUUAACAGGAAAAAGGCACAGUCUCUAGAAGUUCAAAUACUCUCAGUGGAUGAAAAAAUUAAAGUGAAGAGCACAGACGUGAAGAUCCUAGGUGAGUCUCAGAUUGAAUCCAUUACCUCCACACUAGUGGCCCAGUCAAAGGCCAGUGUCCCACCAGGAGAGGAAAUGGCCCACAGAAGGGCCCUCACAGUGACACUGGAGAUUCUGAAUGAGAGAACUAACUGGGGUCUGGUAAGAGCAUCAGGUGCUCCAGAGACUACCACACAGUCUCGCAAGGGGCCACAAAAUCAGCCUCAUAAAAAGUACAGGGAGUCCAAAGGGGACUUACUGAGGAGUCUUAAGAAGAAUGAAAACCCCAAAUCACUGCUGCUAUCACCACUUCUCUUCCAAGGGAAAUGCAAACAGUCCUCACAAAGCUCCAGCAUGUGCCUAAACUUCCCAUCACUCUGGGAAGAUGAUCAUGAGAAAGAGGGUAAGAAAAAGGGAGGUACUUCAGGAGUUAUGUCCUUGCAUUGCACGGUCAAGGAAGAAGGUGCAGAUGCUAAAGAUGGAGGCGUCCUUCCAUUUCUGCCAGCAAAUUUUAUCCUUACUGUGCCCAGGGCACUGAAAGAAGAGGCACAGGACACCUGCCCAAAGGCCUUGGCUGCGUCGUCUGAAUGUUCUACCUUCUCUGGGAAUGUUGAGGACCCUGGAGAGGGUGCCUGGAAGCCAGGCUUGGAAGGUGCGGGAGCAUCCUCCAGUGCCCCCAACCUUAGGCUGCAUCACUCCCUCCAUCAGAAAAACAGAAAAAGGAAGCUGCAGGUACCAGAGCCUGAGAAGGGACUGGAAGAACUUCAAUCUUUAGUUGAUUCACAGGCUGGUAACCCCAACACCGCUACUGAAAAGGAUGUCAGCAAGGAAGCGGGACAGCCAACGAGGAUGGAUUUCCCACAAGAGCCAUGUCCCAUUGAAGGAAGAAUGAUGGUCUGGUUUAAAUUUCAAAAUCACCCAUUUUGGCCAGCCAUGGUACAGAGUGUCAGCCAAGCAGAACAGACUGCAAGGGUGCUUUUGAUCUAGGCAAACAUGCGCUGUGAAAAGAGUGGCAUUCAAGUUCCUCUUCAAAGAUUAAAGCAUCUGGAUUGCAAAGAGAAAGGAACGCUAAUGAACAGAGCCAGGAAAGUGAGUGUAAACUGGUGCUUCUCUAUUUCCCACUACAGAGAAGGGCUCGGCCAGGGGUCUUCUGCAGGCUGUUUCCUGGACUACUAUGCUGCUGACAUCAAUUACCCAAUUAGGAAAGCCAUCCAUGAGUGGGUUGUGGAGAGUGACUUCCCAAAGGUGAAUUACACCAACCUGGAAGAUUCUGAGGAGGAGACCUCUCUGGGUGGGAAGACACCCUGUAAGAAAAUUCUGCCUGACUGGACAAGGGCUGCUUGUGACCGAGUGAACCAGAAGCUAGUGGACUUCAUCGUGAAAAGAAAGGGGGCCAACGACCAUCUCCUGGACAUUGUAAAAGGCAGGAAACAGUCCAGGUGGCUGGCAUCAUUUCUGAAUUCAGGCAGGUAUGUGAUCUGCACUGAAACAUACCUACAGGAUGAAGAAUAGUUGGAUGUUGUGGUAAGGCAUUUACAAGAAAUCUGCAAACAAAUAGACAAGACAAUGCUGGCUCUGAGAAGAGAUGACAAAGUGAGCUUUGUUGUGGAAGUUCUCCUGCUAGAAGCAAUCAUUUGUUCAAUUGUUGCACUUGAUGGGUUAGAGCACAAGGAGGCAGAGGAAAAGUAUCUGUGAGGGCCACUUGUGCAUUACCGGAAAAAAGAACUAUUUGAUGAAAACAUCUUAAAGAUAGUGAGAAAGAGAUCAGUAACAAGGGGCAAUGCUAAGUAG